AUGGACAAAAGUUGGAUGAAUCUCCAUGAUAGGCUUAGAUCAGCUGAAUAUGCAGGAGGUGUUGAGCAGUUCCUCACAUUGGCAAGAAACCAUGCAGCUGGAAGUGACCACAUUCGGUGUCCGUGCCGUGUAUGUGCUAAUAACAUUUGGUUACCUAUAAGUGAGGUGGAAACUCACUUGUUCAUUACAGGGAUUAAUCCUAACUACACAGACUGGAUAUUUCACGGGGAGAAGGAAGUAUGGAAUGUGACCGAUGAUGAGGAUAAUGUUGAGGCCGUUAGUGAUGAAGCAGAAUACAUUGAUGACAUAGAUGAGAUGUUAGAUGACUUCAGGGCUGGGACGUUCGGUGAAGGAACCUCGAGCAACCCCAUCCAUGAUGGCCCGACUCCUAUACCUAACAUCAAUCAAAGCAACACAUUUGAGAAACUAUUAAAUGAUGCCCGACAGCCACUCUUUGAGGGUUGUACUCAGUUUUCCCAACUCUCCUUCAUUGUGAAGUUGCAACAUAUUAAAACAAUUGGGGGCUGGUCAAUAAAAUCAUUUGACAUGUUACUUGAGUUGUUGAGGUCUGCAUUUCCUAAUGCUGUCUUGCCACGCUCAUACCAGGAGUCACGAUCAUUGCAGCGGGGUUUGUGCUUUACAUACACCAAAAUUCAUGCUUGCCGUAAUGACUGCAUUUUAUUCUGGAGGGAACAUUCCAACCUAAAUGAGUGCCCUAAAUGUGGGGUUUCACGGUGGAUGUCAACCACACACAACAAACGCCCAAUCCCUCAGAAGGUCCUACGUCAUUUCCCCUUAAAGCCAAGGUUACAGCGGCUAUUCAUGUCACAGAAGACAGCUUCUGAUAUGAGAUGGCAUAAAGAGCAACGAACAGAUGAUGACAUCAAUAUGAGGCAUCCAGCUGAUUCUGAGGUCUGGAAGGCAUUUGAUAAGGAGCAUAGUUGGUUUGCUCAAGAUUCUCGAAAUGUUCGGCUGGGUUUAGCAAGUGAUGGAUUCAACCCUUUUAACAAUAUGGCUAAACCUUAUAGUAUAUGGCCUGUAAUCCUCGUUCCAUAUAACUUGCCUCCAUGGUUAUGCAUGAAAGAUGCCUUCUUUAUGACGUCUCUCAUUAUUCCUGGUCCAAAAUCACCAGGAAAUGAAAUAGAUGUCUACUUGCAGCCUUUGGUAGAUGAGUUGAAUGAUCUUUGGGAAAACGGGGUUGCUACAUAUGAUGCCUCUACCAAGACUAAUUUCUUACUUCACGCAGCUUUAUUGUGGACAAUCAACGACUUCCCAGCAUAUGGUAACCUUUCCGGGUGGUCAACCAAAGGGAAACUGACGUGUCCGACAUGCAAUUUGGGCACAGAUUCUAUGUGGUUGACCUAG
Molecule: messenger RNA, 1365 nt
Organism: Carya illinoinensis
Lineage: Eukaryota; Viridiplantae; Streptophyta; Magnoliopsida; Fagales; Juglandaceae
Exons: 1
Coding region: 1-1365 (454 amino acids)
Source: RefSeq, a predicted model, not a curated record